AUGCCGGCCACGACCAUAACCAAUCCAGACGCGUCACUUAGCACUUUAAAGGACAAAAAACGAAAGAUCGUCGAUGAAGACGCGUCUCCCGUCAAGAAAAAGCGCGUCGUGCCUGCCGAAUCGACGGCUGCCGUUCUCUCGACGCGUAACGCAAAGACUGGACGAGUUGAUAAGUUAUUUGUCAAAGUUGGCUAUCCAGUUUUGCUUGGAAGAAGAUCCAGCUGUGACUAUGUUCUCCACGAACCGAGCGUGUCCAGCAAACAUUGCGUGAUUCAUGCCGGAAACGUUGGCAUUGUCUGCCAAGAUUACUCGAGCAAUGGAGUUCUCAUCAACGGACAUGUUUUUACUGGGAAGCAAUCACUACUGCUCAUGGAGGGUGACGUGCUCACUUUACCAAACUCUCAAAGCUUCACUUGCCAGCAAUUUCUUUCGCACUAUAUCCAGGCAAAUAAUGGCUUAGAAGGUCCUAGCCGCGUCGGAAACUAUAUCAUCACUGGAAAGCGACUAGGAAGUGGCGCAUACUCUUCGGUUCAUCUCGCCGUCGAUGUGAAAACUGCCCGGCAAGCCGCAUGCAAGACGAUAAUCCGCAAGACUCAAGCUGACAUCGACGAUGUUCUCAGAGAGGUGCGCUUACUCCGACAGCUUCGACACCCCAACAUCAAUGCGGUUUACGGCUUUCACACCUCCGGUGCCAAUUUGCAAGCCAUUCAUUCUUGGACGAUGGGUUAUAUCUAUGAGCGGCGCAUAUCUCAUCGUGACCUCAAGCCUGAGAACGUUCUCCUCUGUACACCAGGUUCAUUUCCAAGGGUUGUGAUCGCAGAUUUUGGACUUGCAAGGGAAAACUCCUACGAACCAACGGCCAACGUCGCCGGCACAGUGAGCUACCUCCCACCUGAAGCAAUCAACGCCCUCGCCUGGAGAGAAAUGUAUAGCUCCGAGACAACAGACUCAUGGGCUCUUGGUCUUCUUGUGUUCAUCAUGCUUCAGGGAUUUCAUCCAUUUGACCCUAUAGGAAGAAGCAAAGAGUCUCGGUAUCCCUACAAUAAUGUCGGUGAACUGGAUACUCCCGCCCAUAGUGAGGAAGUCGUGCGCCGUAGAAUUGUGCAGAAGGAGAAGGUUUUUAAAGCAGAAGACUGGGUUGAACUGGCUCUUGGUGCGAAUCCUGAAGACUUCUCUCGCGACUUCAUUUCCGCUUUGCUCAUCCGGGAUAUCCAGAAACGGGCAAAAAUUCGUGAUGCAAUGCACCAUCCUUGGAUCACAAGAGACAUUGCAUCACUCAAGGCGGCUUACUUGCGAUACGUCGAACAGCCUCAUACGAGAUAG
Messenger RNA from Serendipita indica DSM 11827, 1323 nucleotides. The record is from the annotation of a GenBank genome assembly. NCBI's taxonomy places the organism in Eukaryota, Fungi, Basidiomycota, Agaricomycetes, Sebacinales, Serendipitaceae.